Cynara cardunculus var. scolymus (artichoke) is the source of this 606-nucleotide messenger RNA. RefSeq lists its product as uncharacterized. The transcript has 3 exons. The record is from RefSeq and is a predicted model, not a curated record. The coding region runs from base 57 to 584 and encodes 175 amino acids. Lineage: Eukaryota; Viridiplantae; Streptophyta; Magnoliopsida; Asterales; Asteraceae.
CCAACACUUCAAACACAAACUGUUUUCUGGGAUAUUACAGAAAAAAGCAUCAAAAGAUGGCAUUAAUUCUCUUCCUUGGUUUGUGUCUCCUUCUCCAAGUAGCCACGGGGGAAAUUAUGUGCGACGAAUUGGCUGGUGCAAAAUGUAGCUUCUCGAUUGCAUCUUCAGGAAAGCGAUGCGUAUUAGAGAACUACGUACGAAACAACGGAAACGUGGAGUAUCAGUGCAAGACUUCGGAGAUUCAUGUUAAGAAUAUGAAAGAAUGGAUCGAAAGCGAUGAGUGCACGAACGCAUGUGGGGUUGAUCGCAUGUCCGUAGGGAUCUCCUCUGACUCCCUUCUCGACCCGCGUUUCCUUUCCAAGAUUUGUUCGAGUUCUUGCUACGAAAACUGCCCCAAUAUCGUUGAUCUCUAUCACAACCUCGCCAUUGGAGAAGGUGUAUUUCUCUCAAAUCUUUGUGACGUACAAAGAAGGAUGCCACGCCAUGCAAUGACUCAACUCUUAAGUUCUGGAGCAGCAUCAGCUCCCACCUCUGCUGCAAUGGCAGAAGCUCCAAUGGCAGAAGCUCCAUGCUCUAAUACUUGAUUCAGCCUAAGCAUAUACAGUU